GUUCAACCAGUUCAGUUAGCAGCGACUACAAGCUCUCUCUUUUGACCUCUAACUUAUAAUGAAAUGAGUUCCAAAAGCUAGCAGACAAUGUUAAACAACCUAUUCUUGAUAACAUUUUAUCAAAAAGCAACUUUAAAAUCAGGAGGGACAUCGUUUCUGACCUAGCUGUAGCAGCAGCAGCAGGGUCCGUUACCAUAGUUACCCCAGAGAGAGGGCGAGACUGAUCACGUGACGCAGCAAGAUGGCGGCCACAAAGUAGAAUGGAUGUGAAUGAUUUAAACUAAGCUGGUCCGCUUUUAUCAGGAUAUCUGGAUCUGCUUGUUAAUUGUUCAUCUUCAUCAUAUCAGAGAAUCAAGAUGGCCUUAAAUGUCUUUGAUCAUGAUGAAUACCGACCACCAGUGUGGAAAUCUUACUUGUACCAGCUCCAGCAGGAGGCGCCACAUCCCCGCAGACUCACCUGCACUUGUGAGGUGAACAAUCGACCUAAAUACUAUGGAAGAGAGUUUCACGGCAUGAUCUCCAGAGAAGAGGCCGACCAGUUGCUGAGUCAGGCUGAAGGCAGCUACCUCAUCAGGGAGAGCCAGAGACAGCCGGGCACGUACACACUGGCACUAAGGUUCGGGAACCAGACAAAAAACUUCCGUCUUUACCAUGACGGGAAACAUUUUGUGGGAGAGAAGAGGUUCGAGUCCAUCCACGACCUGGUCACAGACGGCCUCAUCACACUCUACAUUGAGACAAAGGCGGCGGAGUACAUAGCAAAGAUGACCAUAAACCCGAUCUAUGAACACGUGGGCUACACCACCCUGAACCAGGAGCCCACUCUGAAGAAGCACCUGCCGUUGAGCCCCGAGGCUCCGGAUGGACCUGCUCUGGCCAAAGAUGACCAGAACUCUGAGGAGAGGCUCACAUCCCUGGUGCGGCGGGCCACCCUGAGGGAGAGCGACUUAGCGCCCAAGUACGAGAAGGUCCACAACUUCAAGGUGCACACAUUCAGGGGCCCUCACUGGUGUGAGUACUGCGCCAACUUUAUGUGGGGCCUCAUUGCUCAGGGAGUCAAGUGUGCAGAUUGCGGGUUGAACGUCCACAAGCAGUGCUCCAAAGUGGUGCCCAACGACUGCCAGCCGGACUUACGGCACGUCAAGAAGGUGUACAGCUGCGACCUGACCACGCUGGUCAAAGCCCACAACACCAAGAGGCCCAUGGUGGUCGACAUGUGCAUCCAGGAAAUCGAGGCUCGAGGUCUUCAGUCUGAGGGUUUGUACAGAAUAUCAGGCUUCAGUGAGCUGAUUGAAGACGUCAAGCUGGCAUUCGACAGAGAUGGCGAAAAGGCGGAUAUCUCCUCAAAUGCGUACGAGGACCUCAACAUCAUCACCGGAGCCCUCAAGCUCUACUUCAGAGAGCUGCCUAUCCCUCUCAUCACAUACGACGCACACCCACGCUUCAUAGAGACAGCAAAGAUAUCAGACCCAGAGAAGCGGCUUGAGGCUCUACAUGAAGCUCUGAAGCUGCUGCCGCCUGCUCACUUAGAGACUCUGCGAUACCUCAUGGCUCACCUGAAGAGAGUGACCCAGUGUGAGAAGGAGAACCUCAUGACCAGCGAGAACCUGGGCAUCGUCUUCGGCCCGACGCUGAUGAGGGCCCCUGAGCUGGACGCCAUGACGGCACUCAAUGACAUCCGCUACCAGAGAGUAGUGGUGGAAACGCUCAUCACCAACGAGGACGUGUUGUUCUGAGAGAUUUAUUACUCUGACCUCCUGAGAAAAAAACAAACUGAAGAAGAAGAAGUGACUUUUACUGGAAAAUGAAGAAGAAACGACCCGGGAACUUUACAUGACGUGGUUUUGUGAGGAGCGGAUGGAAUGAUAUUGAAGAAAACGACUACUUACAUAGAGACAAAGAGGAAUAAUGCAGUGUUUCCAUACUUUUACAUGUUAAAGGUUUGCAAAGCUUUCAUCAAACUUUAGCUAAACACUCAGUUAAACGAACAAAGCGUCUUCUCUCGUCUUUGUUCUCAGAUUUGGAACAUCUUUCUUGAUUUGGAAACACUGCAUUAUCCAUCCAUUUGUUGUCUCUUUCUUAAAAAGGAUGCCUUGACAAUUUAACCUUGUUUUCUGCUCAGCUACCUUCAAAGUAUCUAGGGUUACCAUUUCACUCUGCUAGCUUACAGCAAGUGUCAACGGUUUCAGUGAAAAGUGCUGCUUUCUGAUCAACGUUUUCCUCAAGUUUUUAUGUUUAAGAGAUUAUUUUUCUUUGACUUUUUGUUCUGUAGCAUCAAGGUAUCCUUUGACUCCUCCUCAAAAGAAGAAGAAGAAGAAGAAGCACUGACUUCCACAGCAGCAGUAGACAGCUGGAUGAAUGAAUGAAUGGAAACAGUGAAUCACUCAUUCCUCUGAAUGGAACUUAAGUGACUUGGACCUAUUGUGUUAUCAUUCCUCUUUGAAGAACUCUUUACGUCACAGCUCCCUCAUUUUUUAAUUGCUUAAUUGUAAACAUAACCUCUUACAUUUUGUAACAUCAAAUAAUUACAUCUUUAAAAUAACAUCCAAUAAUGGAACUGAAGGAGCUGUGAAUUAAACGGUUUAACAUGUUUUUUUUCUCCUACAGUGUCCUCUCCUUUCUCUGCCUGCCUGCUUUGGAAAAAUAUCAAUUCAAAGGGAAAGUUUGACAAAAUUUCUGCUGUAAAAUUGAACCAUUGUCUUUGCUUUGCUCCUUUAUUUAAAGAACAUCUACAGCUUAAAUAUUUAAAGCUCCUGCAAGGUCUUUGGAACUGGUUUUGGAACUUUGACAGACCAGUAAAAGGAAACACAACUUUCUGUGUACAGGAGCAAAAUCAGCAUAGAUUUGAGGAUAAGAGAUUUAACUUUUGUCCACAGGGCUUUAAUAUUUAACACUUGGAUUGAAUAAGAAACACAAUGGCAGGUAGAGAAAUGAGAAACACGUCUUCAUAAGUGACUUGAACAUGAAUAUGUGAAAUGGUGCUUGUAUUUUGCUUUUCUAUAUAUUUUUGUAUUUCUUCACAGCAAUGUUAACAGGCGGAUUUUGUGCUAAAAAGUAACACUAAUUGAGUUUAAUGGCUUGUCUUGAUGCUACUCAGUGAUAACUUCACUGCCUGUCAAACACUAUUAUUAAUAUUAAUUAGGAUUGAAUGUGAAUUCUCCCUAAAAAGUAAAACAAAAUCAUGUAUAAGUAACAUCAGUGCUUCUCUCUAAACCUCUUUGUACAUUUUGUUUUCUUACACUUUGCUGUCACUGUUCACCUUAACAUAUCCAUCUCCAGCCAUUUCAUCUAACUGUGAAAAUCUGAGUAAUAAUAAUGCUUACAUACUAACAAAGAAGGCCAGUUUGAGUUAUGUUUUUCUACUUUUUGUUUAACUUCCUCAGACUUUGUCUUAACAGAAGUGAUACAGUGUGCUUCUUGCAGAUAUGUGAGCAUCACACUCUGGCUGAACGUCACAUUGAGAAGUUUCAGCCACUAUCUGAUGCUAUGAAAGCAGUAUUAAUCUUGCAAUGUUGCCAAUCAUGAGAAAUAUGAAGGAGUGUGUUAACCAGGAUUUGUCUUUUUUUAACUAGUGCCAUUUAAAAAGGGUGGAGGUGUCGAGUUAAUGCCUUCUGCAUGUACACACACCACCUCCGCUAACACACCAUCAUCCCCCUCUUCAUCUUUAAACCCCCAUUUCUGUCGGGGGGGUGAUUAUUUGACGUGUUUUACGUAGCUAAAGAAGAGUCAUAGGGUUGUAAAAAUCUAAAUGGAUGUACCAUAAAAGUAACAUCAGCUUUUUCUAACGUUUUAUCAUGUUUCUACUUUACAUGUGUUCUUAUUUUGCCUUUUUUUAUGUUGACAUGAAGUCGUUUAUUCCUCCCUGUUGAUCUAACGUACUAACUCCAAUGAGACUAACUUGGUGAAAACCUUUGAGCCUUCAGUGAUCUGUGACACUUGCUUUUUUUUUUGCAUCAUGAAAUGUCAGUUUUUAAUACUCUUGUCAUUGCUGUACAGUAUUUUCUAUAUGAUUUAUGCAUGGGGACAUUAAAUUAUUAAACAUGGCUCAGUUGG
Molecule: messenger RNA, 4053 nt
Organism: Notolabrus celidotus (New Zealand spotty)
Lineage: Eukaryota; Metazoa; Chordata; Actinopteri; Labriformes; Labridae
Product: N-chimaerin
Exons: 15
Coding region: 357-1736 (459 amino acids)
Biological process (GO): signal transduction; regulation of small GTPase mediated signal transduction; positive regulation of GTPase activity
Molecular function (GO): GTPase activator activity
Source: RefSeq, a predicted model, not a curated record